ACAUGGGGAUUCCGUGCGUCGCGUCAGAAAUCACGGGCUCCCUUUGCUUGCUUGCUCGCUCGCAUCCAGCUAGCAUGCAAGUUCAGCUCUAGAAGGAAAGAGAGAGAGAGAGAUUUAGGCUACGCGGCUGGUUGGUUCUUGAAUGGAACCGCGUUCGGUUAUCGACUUAGUAUAAAGACAGUGUUGUUUUCGCUCUGAUGUUCACUUAAUUCUUGAGAUUAUUCUCUUGCCUGUCUCUUGCUGUUCAUGCCGGGCUUAUAAAUGCGUCUACCUUUCGGUUACUACUACUAAAUACAGAAGAGCCCGCGUCAAGGCCUCUCCUUCUGUGACCACCUUCGUCUUUCUUCCAUCUCGAUUCUCUUGUCGUCGUCGUUUCUUGCACUAGAAGAGUCGUCCUCUUCGACCCAUUUUCCCGUUUCGGAUCGCCAGGUGCGCUAUUGAGAUGAAGUUGAAGAUGGGUUAUUACAGAUGGCAAGCUCUUGCCGUCGUCCUCGUACUGGGCAUGGGUGCCGUAACCGCCGAGGAUCCGUACAGGUUCUUCGACUGGAACGUUACGUACGGCGACAUAUACCCCCUCGGCGUACGCCAACAGGGGAUUCUGAUAAACGGGCAGUUCCCAGGGCCUGACAUAUACUCGGUCACCAACGACAAUCUCAUCAUCAACGUGCACAACAGCUUGCCCGAGCCUUUUCUCUUAACAUGGAAUGGAGUCCAGCAGAGGAGGAACUCGUACGAAGACGGAGUGCAGGGAACGACAUGCCCGAUCCCACCAGGGAAGAACUUCACCUACAUUUUGCAGGUGAAGGACCAAAUCGGCAGCUUCUUUUACUCCCCGUCUCUGGCCUUCCACAAGGCGGCCGGCGGCUUCGGAGGCAUCAGGAUUCUCAGCAGGCCGCUGAUCCCCGUCCCAUUUGAUAACCCCGCCGACGAUUACACCGUCCUCAUCGGAGAUUGGUACAAGGCUAAUCACACGAAAUUGAAGGCCAUUUUGGAUGGUGGCCAUAGACUUCCUUUCCCUGAUGGCAUUCUCAUCAAUGGCCGUGGAUCCAACGGUGCUUCCUUCAAGGUUGAGCAAGGAAAGACGUAUAGGUUGCGAAUAUCGAACGUGGGACUCCAGAACACGUUAAACUUCCGGAUCCAAGGGCACAAGAUGAAGCUGGUGGAGGUGGAGGGCACCCACACCGUGCAGACCACGUACACCUCCCUGGACGUCCACGUCGGCCAGUCUUACUCCGUCCUCGUCACCGCAGACCAAACGCCCCAGGACUACUACAUCGCUGUCUCGACCCGGUUCACGACCAAGGUCCUCACCUCCACUGCCGUCCUCCACUACGCCAACUCGGCCCGCCCCGUGUCGGGGCCCGUCCCCGGCGGGCCCACCUCCGAAAUCGACUGGUCUAUCAACCAGGCCCGUUCCAUUAGGACGAAUCUGACGGCGAGUGGACCGCGGCCGAACCCACAAGGCUCUUACCACUAUGGACUGAUAAACAUCACCAGGACCAUCAAGCUGGUGAGCUCAGCUGGUCUGAUCAAUGGCAAGCAGAGAUACGCAGUCAACAGCGUGUCUUAUGUCCCCGCUGACACGCCUCUCAAGCUGGCUGACUACUUCAACAUCAGCGGUGUCUUCAGGGUCGGAAGCAUCUCGGACAGUCCAAUCGCCAGGAAAAUGCAUCUUGAUACAUCGGUGAUGGGCGCGGACUAUAGAGCCUUCAUCGAAGUUGUCUUUGAGAAUCGUGAGAGCAUUGUCCAGAGUUGGCAUCUUAAUGGCUAUGCUUUCUGGGUUGUUGGAAUGGAUGGUGGACUAUGGACACCGGAGCGUCGCAACGAAUACAAUCUCCGGGAUGCAAUUUCACGCUGCACCACACAGGUCUAUCCCAAAUCCUGGACAGCAAUCUACAUAGCACUCGAUAACGUGGGGAUGUGGAACAUGAGGACGGAGUAUUGGGCACGGCAAUACCUCGGGCAGCAAUUCUACUUGCGAGUCCACACGCCGUCCACGUCCAUAAGGGACGAGUACCCGAUUCCGAAGAACGCGCUUCUCUGUGGCAGGGCUCAAGGCAAAAUCACAAGGCCUCUAUGAGCAAGGAUGCCGCACGAGGAUGAAGAAUAUGUAUCUAUUUGAUGUUUACAUCGAAUGACCCUGACUCGGGAUUCAAUUCUUUGUUUGAAAACUGAAUUUCUUUCACAA
Molecule: messenger RNA, 2188 nt
Organism: Eucalyptus grandis
Lineage: Eukaryota; Viridiplantae; Streptophyta; Magnoliopsida; Myrtales; Myrtaceae
Product: L-ascorbate oxidase homolog
Exons: 8
Coding region: 443-2080 (545 amino acids)
Molecular function (GO): oxidoreductase activity; copper ion binding
Source: RefSeq, a predicted model, not a curated record